AUGAACGUGGCAACUAACAGCACAAGCACCAUCACUGGUGGUCCUGUCGUGAGCACGCCCGACGAGCUCACCGAUCUCGGCACGUUCAGGCUGGAAUCACCGCGCAGCUCUGAUCGCCUCGAACCUCGUGUGCCCGGCACGAGGCGAAGCAGCAAGAGCGUUUCGGGCGCCAGGCCACCACUGUCAACGUCCGCAACGUCGCACCGAGUCUUCCAGCCCGAGGCUGGGCCAUCAAGCGGCACCCAGUCUCCAUCUGGCGCACGCACACGAAACGGCCUGAAGCGCCGCAUCUCCACUCCCAACCUGGCGAAGCGUACUUUGCCAGAAGACGAGGAAAAGAAGACAGAGGCGGAGGCUCAGCCGAUCGCUGCCCUUGCUCAGCCCACUCUGUCUGCUGCCUCCAACGUCAAGGUGUUUGAGACCCGCGCACGGUCAACAUCCACCUCUAUCGUCGUGCCGCAAACCCUCGCACCAGACGCGGAACCUCCCACCGUGCCAGUGCAGACGCUGACACAUCCGCCAACUCUGCCCCAACUGGCGACCACGGCAGUCUCGCCCCCACCAUGGACGUCCAUGUAUGUCACCCCUCCUUCGCCGCCUCCAACAGAGGAGCAACCGCCCAGCGGGAUCCUCAGCCAAGCCUACGACAUUGGCGAGGCUGUCGUCACACGUGUGCUCUCGUGGGCGCAGCCAGUGGGUCACAGGCGAGAACGCACCGGCAGGACCUCGGACGACGAUUCUGAAAAGGGUCUCGACGGCAGCGAGGAGGAAGAGCCGUUUGACGACGAGGAUGACGGACCUCGUGUCGGUGUCGGACGCAACGUUGGCCGCUACUGGGGUCUCUUUGGCGACGGCGAUCCCGACAACUCGUACUUUGGCCUGCCUCCAACCCCGCCAGACGACGAGGGCAUCACCAUGAGUGAACUGCCGUACCCCAACUCGCUCCCCACACCGGCACUGUCCACCCAGUCCCUCUCGCGCGGUGGGUCGCGCUCGUCCCGCCGCAGCCGCCGCAACCGUUCGACCGACCUCCGUGGCGGGCCCUCGGACGGCUGGUGGGUGCGUGUGUACCGCACAUACCUGUCCAACGGCUCGGGCACUGGCAAGACGGCCGAGGCGCUUCGCGAGCUUGGCUGGACCGUCGCGUUGCUUGCUGGUCUGUUUGUCGUCUCGUUCCUCAUCGUCCUGUACGCGGUGCAGACCCUGCCCAUCACCCAGCUCAAGUCGAUGCCCAAAUCGACGACCGACCUGCAGCUCCUGUCUCACGACAUGCGCCAGUACAUGGCUAGCGGCGACUAUGGCUGGUGGCACACUGUCGCUGUCAUCACCUACGUUGGCUGCUGGAAGCACGCAUGGAGUGUCCCCGGAGCUGUCGUCCUCAACAUUCUCGUUGGAUCGGUCUUUGACCCCAUGCCCGCACUGGCCCUCCUCACGCUCAUCACGGCUUGUGGCUCCCUGGGCGCCUACUCGCUGUCGCGCCCAUUGGCGCCUCUCAUUGGCGUCCUCUUCCCCAAGCCGCUCGCACUCGUCCGUGCCGCUCUGGCACCCGAGUCGUCGGGCACGCGUGUUACUCCACUGCAAGUGUCGUCCAACCCCGCCGAGCCGGCCAUCGGCGCGCCUGAAGACCGCCCCAACAUCUGGCGCCGUCUGCUCCUCAUGCGUGCCAUGGGCUUUGUCCCAUGGUCGGGCAUGAACGUCGCGUGCGGUGUCGUGGGCGUCGACUGGCGUACCUUUUGGCUCACCACCGCCGCCGGCAGCGCGAGCUGGAGUUACGUGACCGCCUCGGUCGGCAACAUUCUCUCGCGUCUCGCACUGCCCCCAGCAUCGGCAGCCAACGGCGAGGUGCCCCAGGGCGAGUCCCUCACCUCGCUCCUCCGCGACCCGGUCCUCAUCGCCAAGCUCGUCUUCCUCACCCUCCUCACCCUCGUCCCCGUGGUUCUCAAGCGCCGCUCGUCGCCCACGGCCGACGACUCUGCCUCCACCACACCCAUCCCGGGCACGCCCUCCAACUCGGCCCCGUCGGCGCUGGGCCUCGACAUGUCGAGCAUCAACAACCGCAGCGGCGACGACGGCUACGAGGUCCCGGCGUCCCCGCUCGCCACGUCCCUCGCCAACUUUACCCCCACGCCGCACAUGUUCGACCUGCUGUCGUUUGGCCGCACGGCCGUGCGUCAAGGCAUCCGCGCAGGCAUGGCCUCGGUGCGCACGGCAUCCAACACGGCCCAGCGUCUCGUCGCCAACAUCCGUGGCUGA
Molecule: messenger RNA, 2253 nt
Organism: Apiotrichum porosum
Lineage: Eukaryota; Fungi; Basidiomycota; Tremellomycetes; Trichosporonales; Trichosporonaceae
Exons: 1
Coding region: 1-2253 (750 amino acids)
Source: RefSeq, a predicted model, not a curated record